Ornithorhynchus anatinus (platypus) is the source of this 622-nucleotide messenger RNA. Its product is annotated as ly6/PLAUR domain-containing protein 2-like. NCBI's taxonomy places the organism in Eukaryota, Metazoa, Chordata, Mammalia, Monotremata, Ornithorhynchidae. Bases 95 to 475 code for a protein of 126 amino acids. Gene Ontology annotation, molecular function: acetylcholine receptor inhibitor activity. The transcript is spliced from 3 exons. The record is from RefSeq and is a predicted model, not a curated record.
GGGCUGGCAGAGUAGCUGACAAGGGAGCUGACAGCAAGAGCUGACCACUUGCUGGGAGAGGCUGCCCCACCUGGGCCACAGACCUGGGGGAGAGAUGAGACCACUGUGCCUGCUCCUACUGGCCCUAGCUGCCUGCUGGGAGCUUGGCCGAUCCCUGCGCUGUUUCUCUUGUCACCAUCCAACUGACACCUCUGCGUGCGCCACCAUCGUAAACUGCACUCAGAAUGACACCAUGUGCAAGACAACAAUGUACUCCCGGGAGACAGUGUUCCCCUUUCUGGGCGAUGCCACCGUCACCAAGUCCUGCUCCGAGAAGUGCAUCCCCUCCGACGCGGAUGGCAUCGGGAUCACCCGGCCCGUGUCCUGCUGCAACACGGACCUGUGCAACGCUGAUGGGGCGGCCAGCCUGACGGCCGGCACCCUGAUCCCGGGAGCCACCACCGUCGUCUGUCUCCUGCUCCGGGCCGGGACUUGACCCUGCCCCGCCUCGGCCCUGCCCGCUCACCACCCUGGCUCUACCCCUGCCCUCGGUACCAUCUCCCUGACCCCUCCCCCGGGCUCCCCUGAUCUUUCCCAGAUGAGAGGGAGGGACUCCGCUCCCAAAUAAAAGAGUCGUCCUAGA